This is a messenger RNA of Trichomonas vaginalis G3, 576 nucleotides long. Its product is annotated as GTPase protein. Gene Ontology annotation, molecular function: GTPase activity; GTP binding. The record is from RefSeq and is a predicted model, not a curated record. The transcript has a single exon. NCBI's taxonomy places the organism in Eukaryota, Parabasalia, Trichomonadida, Trichomonadidae. The coding region runs from base 1 to 576 and encodes 191 amino acids.
AUGCAGAGUCAGUUACCACGUUUAGUGAUGAUUGGUGACUCUUCUGUUGGUAAAACAUCGUUAGUCUAUCAAAUGUGCAAAGGAAAAUGGGAGGAAACACGCCCAACGGUUGCGACUGCGUUUUAUAUUUUAAAUGGAGAUCCAGCCAAAGGUCAGCAAGAUAUUCAGAUAUGGGAUACAGCAGGUGCUGAAAGAUAUAGAGCCCUCAACAGUGUAUAUUAUCACAACGCAAUGGGUGGUUUACUUGUCUUUGAUUUAACCAAUAGAAAAUCAUUUGAAGCCCUUCCUUCAUGGCAUGAAGAAUUUGUGUCCCUUGCUCAGCCUGGAGCACUAUUAGUUCUUAUUGGAAACAAAUCAGAUUUAGCGGAUGAAAUUCAAGUUCCAGUUGCAGAAGCGGAAGAAUGGGCAAAAGUUCACGAUAUCAAGUUCUUUUAUACUUCAGCUAAGGAUAAUACAAAUAUUAACGAAUUAUCAGAAUACGUACUUAACUCUAUGCCUAAGAACGUUACAUUUACAGCCAUAUCAUUAGAUCAAAAGAAUAAGAAACCUCAGAAGAAUUCAGAAGGUUGCUGCUAG